GAAAAUAAAGAUAUUAGAUUUUAGCUCCUGCAAGAAAAUUUGGAUCGAGAAUGGCAGCUACAACUGAAACCGCUCCUGUCGCUCCACCGGCAGAACCAGCCGCUGUCAAGAAGACAAAGAAGCAGCAGCCGAAGAAAGUAGUGGGAGGCGCAAAAGCCAAGAAACCCUCCGGGCCCAGCGCGUCUGAACUGAUCGUCAAAGCCGUGUCCGCCUCUAAGGAGCGCAGCGGGGUGUCCCUGGCCGCUCUCAAGAAGGCUCUGGCUGCCGGAGGAUACGAUGUGGACAAGAACAACAGUCGACUCAAGCUGGCUCUCAAGGCCUUGGUCACUAAAGGGACUCUGACCCAAGUCAAAGGGAGCGGAGCCUCCGGAUCCUUCAAACUCAAUAAGAAGCAACCGGAGACCAAGGAAAAGGCGGCCAAGAAGAAGCCAGCGGCGCCCAAAGCCAAGAAAACCGCAGCCGGGGCAAAGAAGGCGCCCAAGUCCCCGAAAAAGCCCAAGAAGGUCUCGGCAGCAGCAAAGAGCCCCAAGAAGGUGAAGAAACCGGCAAAGGCCGCCAAAAGCCCCAAGAAACCGAAGGCUGUUAAAGCCAAGAAGGUGGCCAAGAGUCCCGCUAAAAAGGCCACCAAGCCAAAAGCUGCCAAGAGCCCAGCAAAGGCCAAAGUCGCCAAACCCAAAGCGGCUAAAGCCAAGAAGCCUGCGCCUAAGAAGUAAUGUGCCCGCAACCCCCGCUCAUCCCACCAAAGGCUCUUUUCAGAGCCACCA
This is a messenger RNA of Xenopus laevis (African clawed frog), 764 nucleotides long. RefSeq names its product histone H1B-like. NCBI's taxonomy places the organism in Eukaryota, Metazoa, Chordata, Amphibia, Anura, Pipidae. The record is from RefSeq and is a predicted model, not a curated record. The transcript has a single exon. Bases 51 to 713 code for a protein of 220 amino acids.